Helianthus annuus (common sunflower) is the source of this 946-nucleotide messenger RNA. RefSeq names its product putative vesicle-associated membrane protein 726. The transcript is spliced from 5 exons. Gene Ontology annotation, cellular component: membrane. NCBI's taxonomy places the organism in Eukaryota, Viridiplantae, Streptophyta, Magnoliopsida, Asterales, Asteraceae. Bases 1 to 666 code for a protein of 221 amino acids. The record is from RefSeq and is a predicted model, not a curated record. Gene Ontology annotation, biological process: vesicle-mediated transport.
AUGCCUGCACAAGGAUCUCUAAUCUAUAGUUUGGUUGCUAGAGGCACGGUGGUCCUUGUUGAGUACACAGAGUUCUCCGGGAACUUUCCCACUAUCGCGGUGCAAUGUCUUCAGAAACUCCCUACCACCACGAAUCGGUUUACAUAUAAUUGCGAUGGCCACACGUUCAAUUACCUCGUUGAGAAAGGAUACACCUACUGUGUUGUUGCUGUUGAAUCAGCCGGAAGGGAACUUCCCAUUGCGUUUUUGGAGCGGAUUAAGGAUGAUUUUGUAAAAAAAUAUGCGGCAGGCAAAGGCAAAACUGCUGGUGCCAAGAGCCUGAGCAAAGAGUUUGGACCUAAAAUGAAAGAACAAAUGCGCUAUUGUGUCUCUCAUCCUGAAGAAAUUAGCAAGAUUGCUAAGGUUAAGGCUCAAGUUUCUGAAGUCAAGGGAGUGAUGAUGGAGAAUAUUGAGAAGGUUCUUGAGCGCGGAGAGAAGAUCGAACUACUAGUUGACAAAACCGACAACCUUCGCAAUCAGGCACAAGAUUUCAAGAAACAAGGGACCAAGAUGAAGAGGAAAAUGUGGGUUGAGAAUAUGAAGGUGAAACUAAUAGUUUUUUCCAUCGUUGUUGCCUUGGCAUUAGUAGUUAUUCUCUCAAUCUGCCCUGGCUUCAAAUGUUUUUAAAUCCUCCUAUAAAGUUUUCUUCUAGACUGGCUAUCCUUUUUGUUCAUACCCGCCAACCUUUAGGACCAUGGAUGGCUAAUAUUUUGGAUGGUUGAUGCAUAGGGUUCGUUACCGUUAGGGAUGCGGUUAAUGUUGUUAGAAACUUGUAUAGCAAAGCUUUGAUAGUCGGUGCCCGCAUUGCGUCAUCGUGGCUAAUGGGAUUAGUUCCUUUAAUUGCUUUUAAAAAUGUUGUUAAAUGUAACACUAUGUUCGAAAAGAAAGAAAACAUGCAUCAUUGAUA